GCAGACCAAACUAAUCGAUCCACGCUGUUGACUUGUGCGAUCUCGGAUUUCCUGGUCAGAUGAGAGCACGGAAAACACGUCAACAGAACAUCACCCUCACUCUCUUUCACAUCAGAAGUUGUUAAUAUAACUUAAACAGCCAGGCGAUCGCACCGAGGAUAGGACUAAAUUCAAGUUAUCUGUACGUUGUUCCUGUAUCCGUGUUGAAUAUGUCUGCGUCCGCUGGCGGUGCUGUAUCUCCGGGCUCGGCCCUCUCUCCCGGUCCCGCUGCGGCUCCCGGCUCCGGCAUGUCCAUGUUCCGAUGGCUGGAGGUGCUGGAGAAGGAGUUUGACAAGGCGUUCGUGGAUGUGGAUCUGUUACUGGGAGAAAUCGACCCAGAUCAGGCUGAUAUCACAUAUGAGGGCCGUCAGAAGAUGACCAGUCUCAGCUCAUGUUUUGCUCAGCUGUGUCAUAAAUCCCAAACCAUCUUUCAGCUCAACCACAAACUAGAGGCUCAGCUGGUGGACCUGCGGUCGGAGUUGACAGAUGUCCAGGCGGAGAAGGCUGUGGUGGAGAAGGAGGUUCAUGAACAGCUUCUGCAACUUCACGCAAUGCAGCUCAAACUCCAAGCCAAAGGCGGACAGGCGGUCGACUCGGACUCCAUCAAGGACAGGAUGCCUGUUCCUUCAGUGGAGGACAAGGAGAAAGAGCUAGAGGCCAGUAAGAAAGAAAAAGUGAAGGAGGCCAAGUUGGAGGCAGAGGUGAAGAUGUUGAAGAAAGAGAACGAGGCCCUCCGCAGGCACAUUGCGGUAUUACAGGCUGAGGUGUAUGGAGCCAGACUGGCAGCCAAGUAUCUGGACAAAGAGCUGGCUGGGAGGGUGCAGCAGAUUCAGUUGCUCGGGAGAGACAUGAAAGGACCGGCUCAUGACAAACUGUGGAACCAGCUUGAAGCUGAGAUUCACCUGCACCGCCACAAAACGGUGAUUCGAGCCUGCAGGGGGCGCAAUGAUCCCAAAAAACCCUUGCCAUCACCUGUGGGGCAUGACACAGAUUCUCUGAAAAAGACUCAGGGAGUCGGCCCUAUACGCAAAGUGGUUUUGACCAAAGAAGAUCACGAAGGACUUGGCAUCUCCAUUACCGGCGGUAAAGAGCACGGCGUUCCCAUCCUCAUCUCCGAAAUCCACCCCACCCAGCCUGCAGAGCGCUGCGGAGGACUGCAUGUGGGAGAUGCCAUCUUAGCAGUCAACAACAUCAACCUGAGAGAUGCAAAGCACAAAGAGGCCGUCACCAUCCUCUCACAGCAGAGGGGGGAAAUUGAGUUUGAAGUGGUUUACGUGGCUCCAGAGGUGGACUCUGAUGAUGAGAACGUGGAGUAUGAAGAUGACAGCGGACAUCGCUAUCGGCUGUACCUGGAUGAGCUGGAGGAGGGAUCAGGAGCCAGUCACAAUAAUGGCACUGCUGACCCCGCUUCCCUACAAGCUGUAGGGAAGCAUUUAGUGAACAACAGAACAGAGAAUGGAGAUGCCGCCUUGUCCAGUGAAAGCCCUUCAGACGACAAGACCUCCAAGACAGCAGCAGAGUCUGCAGAAAGUUCGUCCUAGAUCUCCAGACUAGCAGAAUGAUCCUGGAGAUGACAGAGAGGGAGAGGAGCGUCAGACGCAGAGACGGAGACCAGAAAGAGAUUAAGACUGCACAUGUAUAAUAUGUAACAUACCAGAUUCUUCUUGUUUUAUGCCGUUUGGAGAACAGACUGCUUCGACGUCCACUGGAGAUGGAUGAACCACUGAGAAGGGAAGAGGACAUAAUGUUACUCAGUGGCCACAAAGGAUUGUUUGCACGUCACCAUCUUGGUUUAUAGUUGUAACGAAACACUUGAGGGGACAAAAUGACGAUCUGCGUAAUUGAGUAAAUUGAGUGGAUACAAUUCUAUGGUAGAAGAGUUUUGAUUCUUGACUUCCUCUUUUGUGUAACCCUCUGUAGGUGAGCUCAGUAUGAGCUCAAAUGUAGGGCUUCUACUUUAAUGAUUCACACGUCUUCUCUUGUACUGAAGUAGAUGGAUAUAGCAGUGAGUUACUGUUUGCUCAAAAUGUAUGCACAUUGUUUUUAACGUCUCUGUUUUAGCUUAAUGUGAUCCUGUCCUGCUCCAAAGCAAAGGCAAACAGGAUGAUGCUACUUCCUGUUUUGCACACAGGGUGGUCAGUAGGUGAUGGGAAAAGAAACGACACAGUGCACAUCCAUGUGCUUUCAUUUUUUUGCUUACUUCACUAACAAUCCAAGAACAGAAGUGGACAGGUGCCAUUUAGUUGAUCUAGAAUGGCUUUGGGGUGAACUUUGUAGAAGAGAUUUCCAGGUCAUAUUUUACAGCAAAGAAAACAAAAAUUAUAUAUUUUAGAAUUUUAAUAAUUCUAAUAACUUAAUUCUCUGUGGCAUUAUUUUUUAAAUAAUAAAUACGUUUCCCCCAUGUUGUAACAUGCUAAUUUGGCUGUUAUUUCAAGUUAAUUAUAUAAUUUUGUUUAAAUAAAUAAUAAAAUAACACCAAUAAUAAUUAAUAGUACUAAAUUAGUAAUUAAUCAAUAAUUUGGUUUAAAUACUAAAAAAUAAUACCAAUUAUAAUUAAUAGUACUAAAUUAAUAAUGAAUCAAUUUUCUUUUUUCUCACUAUAUUAAUCUAAUUUUUUUUGUAUUUUCAGAACAAUGAAUCACAUUCCCCCAAAAUUCCUCAACAUUGUAAUCAUUGUAACAUGUGAUUUUAUUUUUUUUAAUUAAAUUUAUUACAAAAAUGUAUAUGUUACUGACAGUUGGUUAAAGGGUGAACGUGCUAAUUAUCCAUGAAAAAUAAUAUUUUGUUUAUAUUGUCACAAUGCAAAAGCAAAAAAAAUUGUAAUAACCACUGCCCUUAAUGGAACAUAAUUUUCUUUCUUUAAUAUUAUAUAUAUAUAUAUAUAUAUAUAUAUAAAAUUUAGUUUAAAUAAAUAAUAAAAUAAUACCAAUAAUAAUUACUAGUACUAAAUUAAUAAUGAAUCAAUUUUCUUUUUCUCCCACUAUAUUAUAGUGUGGGGGUUUCAGGACAACGAAUCACAUUUCCCCUAAAUUCCUCAACACUGAAAUAAUUGUAAUGUGAUUUUUAUUAUAUAUUUUUUAUUAAAUCCAUUACAAAAUAUAUACGUUACUGACAGCUGAAUAAAGGGUGAAUGUGCUAAUUAUCCAUGAAAAAUAAUAUUUUUCAUGAAAAUAAUGUCAAUGCAAAAACAAAAAAAAUAGUAAUAAUUACUGCCCCAAAUGAAACAGAAUUUUCUUUAUUAAAAAAUUGUAAUAAUGAAUUAUUACAAAUAUUUUAUAAUAAUGAAUUAUUAUUUAUAUAUAAUAAUUUGUUUAUUUAUUUAUUUUUAAUAAAGAAAAUUGUUUCAUUUGGGGCAGCAAGUUUUUUAAAGGGUGAAAUAUGACCUAGACAUUUUAUGAUAUCCACUCUUACAUAUCUGUAACAUGUCCAUCUACACCUGAUAGUGCCACUGAACCUACUGUAUUAACAGUGUCUUUGAAAAAGAUACUGAAAUGAACUGGUUAGGGAAGUGUACUUGCAUUUUUACACAGUAAUGUAGCAUAGCGUAUUUAAUCCAAGCCAAUUUACUCUAUAUAUUAUGUAAAAAAAAAAAAAACAAACAAACAUAAAAUUGUACAGAAAUUGAGGAUGAGGAUUCUCACCAACUACCUUGCCCUAUUCAGUCUCUGUAGAGUCGGCUGUAGUGCCUCAAAAUCUGUGAAUUGUAAGAUCAUUACUGUAUAGAUCACUAGAAGAAGUUCCUAUAAUGAUCAGUGUUGCUUUACUACCAUCGAGUUAUUUAACAUAUCACUGCUCUCUCAAUCUGUUCUCUCACUAGCAUUUUCCGAAAGGUUUUUAUCACAUUAUCACCAUCUAAUGCUCCAGUCUGAAUGCCUGAUUGCUCUACUGUAUUUAAAUGAAACAUAUGGGCUGCAUAGCAAUAACACAUUCGCUAAACAACUGCUUUUCACUGUUGAAAGUAAAACAGAUUGGUGGUUAGACGGUCUUAGGUUUUUCAGCAAGGAAACAUAGCUUAAAUAUGAAAUAAGUUAUUUGUUUAUAUCACACUUAGUCUGUUAUUUAACACCCCACUGUAAUGGCCACAGGUGUUUGUAGAUGUCAGGCAGAUGAGGGCAUUCGGGACAAUCAGCUUUUGACAGUUCUGUCUUCUCUUAUCAGUAUGUGGGCUGGUUCAGUGGACUGUUGUUGCUUUUAUUUUCUAGUUACUGAUUUGUUGAUCUGGGAGAAGAUUUAUUUGUGUGAGACAAAAUUCUUCCCACACUGCCAGUGCAUGGCACUGCACAAAUGCAACUUUGACGUGGAGGAACAUUUCUCCUUUUUAUAGCCAAUUCUUUUUGCCUGAUUACUUUUUCUGUUCACUCUGUUUUUCCAAUGUCAUAGGAUUUGUCAUAGGGAGACUGGGAAUAAAUGUUCCACUUGUAGUUAUUGUACGACAUGAAAUGUUUCAAUAAACUUAAAUUUAUUUGCCCAGA
Messenger RNA from Labeo rohita (rohu), 4511 nucleotides. RefSeq names its product golgi-associated PDZ and coiled-coil motif containing (gene gopc). Gene Ontology annotation, cellular component: membrane; Golgi apparatus; trans-Golgi network transport vesicle. NCBI's taxonomy places the organism in Eukaryota, Metazoa, Chordata, Actinopteri, Cypriniformes, Cyprinidae. The record is from RefSeq and is a predicted model, not a curated record. Gene Ontology annotation, molecular function: transmembrane transporter binding. The transcript has 9 exons. Bases 210 to 1580 code for a protein of 456 amino acids. Gene Ontology annotation, biological process: negative regulation of protein localization to cell surface.